GGGUAUUUGUUUUAUGGGCGUUUUUUCGUUAUCCGGCGCCUGCAUACUGUGUGGCUCUCUCGCAGCGUUUCUUCUGUAGAGUCACUGAGAUUGUUCCAAUCGUUUCACAACAGAGAAAGAAGGAAAUAACAUUAUCCUUUGCUACCCAAAUGCCGUCUUAACAAAUGCUAUGCAGUCUCUGUGCUUCACUAAGCUGUUGACAUUGAAGUCUGGAUUUGGCUGAAUGAGCUCCCAUGCCUUUACUGGCGGAGAUUGCUACUGCGCAGCCUGCGUUCCAAAGUCACUUUUGUGUACUCAGGGCCCAAACUCUUAUUCAUGGUAGAUUUUCCUGUGCUUGGAAAUCCUGGGGCCUAUCUAAAGAACUAAACUUUGACGUGAGACACCUUGAGGUGCGAAGGGGUGGACUCCUGAUUAAGGCUGUUGCUACUCUUGAACCCACCAAGGGUUUGGUUCAGAAUAAAAAUGGACACAAGGGUUGCGAUGUACCACCUAUUGCUAACAGCUCAAGUUUCCAGACAAUUGAACUUGAGUCUUCAAGCGAAGAUUUGAAGGAAUUGGAUGAAAGAGAGAGAAUGAGAAGAUUGAGAAUCUCUAAAGCAAAUAAGGGUAACACGCCAUGGAACAAAGGCAGGAAGCACAGUGCAGAAACACUUCAACGGAUCAAAGAGAGAACAAAGCUUGCAAUGCAGGAUCCUAAGGUCAAAAUGAAGUUAAGUAACCUUGGACAUGCUCAGAGCAAAGAGACAAGGAUGAAAAUUGCAGUUGGAGUACGAGUGGGGUGGCAAAAGCGACGUGAGAAGCUGAUGGUGCAGGAAGGUUGCUGCUUUGAGUGGCAGAACCUAAUUGCAGAAGCUUCUAGAGGAGGCUCUGUUGGUGAAGAAGAGUUGCAGUGGGACUCCUACAGGAUCUUGGAUGAACAGCUCAAGGAGGAGUGGUUAGAGAGUGUUGAACAAAGGAAAUUAACGCCCAGGCCAAAAGGUGGCAAGAGAGCACCAAAGUCCCUUGAGCAAAGGAGGAAAAUUUCAGAAUCCAUCUCUGCAAAAUGGGCUGAUCCUGAGUACCGUGAUCGGGUUUGCUCUGGCUUGGCUAAAUAUCAUGGUAUAAAACCUGGUACAGAAAGAAAACCAAGGAGAAGGCCAAGUGAUGGUGAACAGACAUCUAGAAGGAGACCCAUCAUAAAGAAAAGAACUAGUUAUAACAACUAUGCUACGGCCGAGAGUAAAAUCAAAACUCAGCGAUUAAGGUUGAGGAGAAAUAGUGCGCCCCAGUACAAAGAUCCCCUGGCUAGUUCUAAGCUGGAGAUGAUAAAAGACAUCAGAGCAAAGAGAGCAGUUGCAGACACAAAGAAAACUGAAGCCAUUGAACGAGCAAGGCUAUUGAUUGUUGAAGCUCAGAAGGCUGCCAAGGCCCUUGAGGUUGCUGCAGUGAAGAGCCCUAUUGCUAGAGCUUCCCUGAUGGAAACGAGAGAGCUUAUAGCUGAAGCAAUCCAAUCAAUUGAAUCCAUAGAGACUGGUCAAAUCACUUCCCAUGAGAAUGGCGGUUACCCUUCAGCUACCUCUAAUGAACUGAUUAGCCAGGAUCAGGAGGAUACAAGGAUAGAAGUCAAUGGGACCUCAAUCAGGCCAAGUGAGGAUGAGGACUUUAACUUGAGCAAGUUCACCUUGCAUGAUUUUUUGAAUAAUGAGGAGAAACUUCUGCCGACCAGCUUCGGUGGCCCUGGUUCGUCUCCUUUUAGUUUUGAGAAUAUAAUGAAGCAAUCAGGUUCAAGAAAUCUCCCUGACCAGCCAGAGCCAAAUGGGAAUAGCAACUGUGGAAAAGACCCUCUACCAAAUGGAGCCCAUGUUCAGUCCCUGGAGGAGGAAACACCUGAAUCGGUUGCUGUAACGAAAAAAUGGGUUUGUGGAAGGCUCAUUGAAGUGGCCGAAGGACCAUAGUGUUGGCGCAAGAACAUCAUAAUCUAUAUUACGACAUUUAUCUCAGUAUUUGGAACAUAUGAAUGUAUAAUGCUAGUAUUGGUCACAGCUGUUUCAACCCAAAGGGCCUUUGCUAUCUUGCUUCAACACAUGUUGGCUACUGCAGUCAGCAUGUGCCGUCGGUGUUGUGGUUCAUACUACAGUAUUUGCAGCAAUAGUAGUGCCAGCAUUAAUGUAGGUUAGUAACAAGAUUAUGUAAUAGGCUCUAUCCAUGUUUCAUUAAUUGAACCAUUGAAUAUAUUUCCCUCUUCAAGGUACUUCAUAAUUCAUCGGGAAUUCUACUCCGUAGAGUUCUUUAAAUCAAUGAAACAUGGAUUUUCUGAUUUA
Corylus avellana is the source of this 2300-nucleotide messenger RNA. Its product is annotated as muscle M-line assembly protein. NCBI's taxonomy places the organism in Eukaryota, Viridiplantae, Streptophyta, Magnoliopsida, Fagales, Betulaceae. Gene Ontology annotation, molecular function: DNA binding. The record is from RefSeq and is a predicted model, not a curated record.